AAACAGUAUUCGAAGGCGGCAACCAGUCUUCUGCUCUAAACUGCAGUAUAGGGUUUGGGUUUCCCUCCAUUCCAGUAUUCGAUUCCCUUUCGAGGAUCACCGGCAUCGGAAUGAAGAUUGCAGUAGAAGGUUGCAUGCACGGCGACCUCGACAACGUCUACCGAACCCUCCAACACUACGAAAAGCUUCACAACACCACCAUCGACCUCCUCCUCUGCUGCGGCGACUUUCAGGCUGUGAGGAAUGAGAAGGACUUGGAUAGCUUAAAUGUGCCUCACAAGUUCAGGAGCAUGAACACAUUCUGGAAGUAUUAUUCCGGCGAGGCAGUGGCUCCGUACCCGACCAUAUUCAUCGGUGGGAAUCACGAGGCUUCCAAUUACUUGUGGGAACUGUAUUAUGGAGGAUGGGCAGCACCUAAUAUUUACUUCUUGGGGUUUGCUGGUGUUGUCAAGUUCGGAAACCUUCGGAUUGGUGGACUCUCUGGAAUUUAUAAACAGCCCAAUUUUCUAAAAGGACACUUUGAGAGGCCUCCUUUUAAUGAUAGUACUAUCAGGUCCGUGUAUCAUGUUCGUGAGUAUGAUUUCCACAAACUCAUGCAAGUUGAGGAACCAAUUGAUAUUUUUCUUUCGCAUGAUUGGCCUGUUGGCAUCACGGAUUGUGGGGACUGGAAGAAACUUGUUCAGCAAAAACCAUAUUUUAAGCAGGAGGUUCAAGAAAGAAAGCUUGGAAGUAAACCAGCUGCUCAAUUGCUCGAAAAACUGAAACCACCUUAUUGGUUUUCAGCUCAUUUACACUGCAAAUUUGCUGCUUGUGUUCAACAUGGGGAAGAUGGUCCAGUGACGAACUUUCUUGCUCUUGAUAAGUGCCAACCAGGACGUAAAUUUCUACAGGUUAUUGAAAUUGAAUCAGAACCGGGCCCUUAUGAGAUUCAGUAUGAUGAAGAAUGGCUAGAAAUAACUCGGCGGUUUAACUCUAUUUUCCCUCUCACAACCAGAAGUGCAAAUCUUUGGAAUGUACGUCUUGACAAACAAGAAUGUCGUCAGUGGGUCAGGAGCAAGUUACAAGCAAGAGGGGCCAGACCCUUUGAAUUCACUCAGACAGUUCCACCAUACAAUCCCUCUCAAUCUGUCGCUUAUGGUUCCUUCCCUGGACACAUUCGGAAUCCUCAGACAGAAUCUCUAUUGCACUUUCUGGAACUUCCUUACCUUCUUGAUAACAUGUCACAAUCAUCCGAAGUACUCCCAAGUCCUCAUAGAGGUUCUGUUGAAGAGAACAGUGAAGACAUUCCCAUUGAUGAUGUGGAUGAGUUGGAAGAAGAUGCUGUGGAUAGCGAAAAUGAAAAUUCGUGAAAACUCCUAAGUUAUCUGCUCUUCAGGCAUCUAUCUUUUGUCAGUUUCAAAAUAUUUGGGGUAAUCAAUGCCGUUAGGCUCUCAGUCGAGGUUUUUUGACUCGAAUUUUAUGCAUAAGCUUUGAUGCUCUAUCAGGUCGGCCUGGCCUCAUCUGUCAUCCCCCACAUCCCCACUCUGCCCUCUUUUCUCGUCCUUUUCUUUCGAGUUUUUUCCAUUUUUUUUGGGCCUGUUGUAAAAUAUCUUUUAUUCAGUGUCUAAUUUUUGUAGUAGUAAGUGAAUCGUUUGCUACAUUGACCCAUGGAUCGAGAAAUGUACGACUUUUGUUUUCUAUCGGAAAGUAGAUAUAUUGACUUGUAAGACAAUA
Pyrus x bretschneideri (Chinese white pear) is the source of this 1713-nucleotide messenger RNA. Its product is annotated as lariat debranching enzyme. Gene Ontology annotation, biological process: mRNA splicing, via spliceosome. Gene Ontology annotation, molecular function: RNA lariat debranching enzyme activity. The coding region runs from base 111 to 1349 and encodes 412 amino acids. The record is from RefSeq and is a predicted model, not a curated record. NCBI's taxonomy places the organism in Eukaryota, Viridiplantae, Streptophyta, Magnoliopsida, Rosales, Rosaceae. Gene Ontology annotation, cellular component: nucleus. The transcript has 9 exons.